AAGGAGCAAAAGGCAAUAACACACCCACAUCAUCACCGUCAUCAUUGAUACUCUGUUGUGAGACCAUAAAAGAUCUCCAAAUGGCUCCCAGACAUUUUUUUGUUUUUUGGCUCAUCCUGGUGUGUGUGAUCCUGGGUGUGAGGUCGUGUCUGCAGUGUGACCUUGCCAUCCGAAACAUGCACGAGGACUUCAUGGCCUCGAAGGACAAAAUGACUGUGCAAGAGCAGAUGGAUCUGAGGAAAAUUAUCAGCCAUGCCUACGUUACCUACCAGGACAUCAGCACACAGCUCUCCGGGGUUAUCGAUCUUACUACGUUAUACCGAGCACAAACCGAGUAUCAGAGCGAGUUCACGAGACAGUGGCAGCAGCCGAGCAACGGUAAUGUCCAAUGGGAUUUGAUCAAGAUCGUGGAGAAAAGCAAAAGGAUCCUAAAGAAGCAUCUAGAAGUGUUUGUUGCUGAAGGAUUGUGUCCGAAUAAAUGUGGUUUGCUCUUACAGAGUGUAAUGAAUUGCACUUCCUGCCAGUAUGGGCUGCGCAUAUGUCAAUCUGAUACACCCCCGAAGGAUUGCGGAGAGCAUCACUUGACAGCGAAUGAGGGCGAGCAGGUGGUGCUGGAUUGUUUUCUUCCGUGGCACAGUUUGGUAGUUGGACAUGCUGAGUAUCAUUACUCCUGGAACCAGGGAGCCCCAAAUUUUUCAGCAGAAGACAAUUUCAAGGUUCUGGUGGUGACGAAGGAAUCCAAAAUCGUCCUGAACCAGCUGCAUGUGACUGAGCAGGGAGUGUAUCGCUGCUUCCUGCUGGAUCAACACGGCACUACACUCUCACACACACGCUUCAUCCUGACCGUCAUCCCCAUGCCCACUCCACCGCCAAGACCGAUUCCUACACUUAUUUCUCCCCCUCGUGUUGAUACGAGACAUGUCGAGCUCCCUGAAGACACUCUGAUCAUCACGCUUGCUUUUCUCACAGGUCUGAGCAUCUCAGGUAGCCUGGUCAUCAUUUGGUAUUUUGGCAGAAUGACGGUAAGAUGGAAGAAGAACGCUAAAGCGGAGGGAGAAGGAGAGGACACAUAAUUGAGGGAAAGAGACGGGCCUGUCCAUGAUAUACAGUAUGAAAACGGAAAAAACAGGCACACCAGCAGUAAAGCGUGUUCAGCUUUCUGAUUCACUAUUUAACUAGUA
Messenger RNA from Clarias gariepinus (North African catfish), 1181 nucleotides. RefSeq names its product izumo sperm-egg fusion protein 1. Gene Ontology annotation, molecular function: protein binding involved in heterotypic cell-cell adhesion; signaling receptor binding. The transcript is spliced from 9 exons. The record is from RefSeq and is a predicted model, not a curated record. Lineage: Eukaryota; Metazoa; Chordata; Actinopteri; Siluriformes; Clariidae. Gene Ontology annotation, cellular component: acrosomal membrane; plasma membrane. Gene Ontology annotation, biological process: heterotypic cell-cell adhesion; sperm-egg recognition; fusion of sperm to egg plasma membrane involved in single fertilization. Bases 81 to 1073 code for a protein of 330 amino acids.